Lampris incognitus (smalleye Pacific opah) is the source of this 5844-nucleotide messenger RNA. Its product is annotated as stereocilin. The transcript has 28 exons. NCBI's taxonomy places the organism in Eukaryota, Metazoa, Chordata, Actinopteri, Lampriformes, Lampridae. The record is from RefSeq and is a predicted model, not a curated record. Gene Ontology annotation, cellular component: kinocilium; cell surface; stereocilium tip. Gene Ontology annotation, biological process: cell-matrix adhesion. Bases 1 to 5844 code for a protein of 1947 amino acids.
AUGCUGACACUUGCUCUCUUUAAAGGGGCUUCAACAGGAGGAAAAGGAGACCUGAGAGAUGCCAUCCUCAAUGAUUUGCUUUCAAAAUGGAAUAAAGACGGCGGUUUGAAUCCUCAUCAGACCCCUUCUAUUCCAGAAACAAGUCAAGAACACCGUGUGCACCCUUUAGUGAGGAAUAUCAUGGGAGGGUUGAAAAAACUUGGUCUGCUGACGAGCAAAAACAUGGGCCUGCCCUCCCUAAACAAACUGACGGACAGGCACCGUCUGUCUGGUUUCCUCUACAACAUUUCACUGUACCUCCAAGAGAUGGGCGCUGAACUAGAGGACAUACAGACUGGGUUCGAUGAAGAACAGCUGUGGGAGAAGGUCUUGCACUCCUUUAUCAUGUCUGAAGGGGGUGCUACGCUAAACCAGUGGAAUGAGCAUGUGCCACCGAGACCGAGCAUAAGACUCCAGGAUUGGUUUUUGUCCCUGAGAGGAAGCCCACACUGGGACUGGCUCCUGGGACUGCUGCAGAGUCUCAUCUCGUUCUCUGAGCGGCAGCCUCACAGACCCCUCCUGGCUUUCUUAUCUCAAAACUGGAAAACAGUGAGUGCUGUACUGGAGGCUGUGCUACAGGGGCUAGUCAGUGGGACCUACGGACAGGCCAGUGCAGGCCUGCAGGGAUUCAUUUGUGCACUGAAGGGUCGUAAUGACUGUGCCUUCAAUGUUAGUUGGCUUCAGCGGUUGCUUCUCUUCUUAGAGACUCACAACUGGAAGCCUGUGGUCAGUCUGCACCCAGCAGGUGAGGGGGGAGACCAGAAUAGGGGUUCAUCAGCAUCUGGCCGUUUAAAGCCCUUCAGCUUGCCUCCUGAAGCGGUGAGGGAGGACCCUGUGUUGUCUAGAAAUGCCUCUCUGGGAGACACAAUGGACACAUGGGAUAUAGGAGAUGAUAUAGGCUCUAUGCAGACCUUACUAUUACAGGCACUAUCACGCACCAGUGGGGGAGAGAGGUCAGUGCAUUUGGCAGAGAAAAACCCUGUUCUUGUGCAGAGGUUAGAUGGGUUGAGGAGAGGUCUUUUCCACAGGGUGGGUAGUUCUGUCUACAGUAACCUGAGGAAGAAGGUGUCAAGAGUCACCAUGGCACUUCUUGAUGAUGUAAGCAGUCUGGUGGAUGUGCCACACCCUAAUCCACAGGGGAGGUGCUCAGUAGGUGACCUGCGACAACUUAUCCUAUGGGGAAUAAGACAUAAUGUGACAUGGAACACCCAGGCUUUAGGCUUCACCUCCCAGGGUCUCCCCAGUACCCCUCCAUUCCUGUCCUGCCCACCAACUGGGGGCCAUGAAGUAAGGUCCAGACUACCUCCACCUCACCCAGCUCAUAAAACCACCCAAUCCCAACGAAUCCUCAGACAAAACCACCGACAUGAGCCCCAGCACAAACCUCACCGCUCCCGGCUCAACCUGCUGCAGAACAAGGAAGUGGAGAUGGGCAAAGAGCACCAGAGAGAGGCUGAGUACUCAGCUACAGCUGAGAUCCUGGAGGCGGCGUGUAAUGCAUCCAUCCCGGGCUUGACAGGAGUCUCCAACUUCACUGUAUUCCUCUACUGCAACCUUUUUGAAAUAGAAGAUGGGUCAGUUGACCCUCCAAUGGGCCAAGUGGGUCUUGACCUACAUGCCACUUGUUCUGAUGCAGCCUGGUACCUGUCUGCGGCUGAGGAGGACCUCCUAUGGGUACAUGUUUGUAGUGAGUUUUUUGCCCACGAGUUCAACACCACAGUGUGUGCCAACUCUUCUUUCUGGCUGCAGAGAGCACAUCAGGCAGUGUCUACAAAGGAGUAUAAUUAUUUCAACCAGUCGAGUAUUGAUGACUUGUGUUCGCACUUGUCAGCAGAGGCCAUUUGGAAUCCAGAACCUGAUAAGAACUGUUUGUCUCAACUGGGCAGCAGGUCGCUCAGCGCUCAAGAAUUCCAGCGCUGCUUCUUGCCCAAUAACUCUGUCCUGAUCUCAGCUCUUUGUGGAAGCGAGUCACCCGACCUCCACCAGUCCAUCCUGGAGAGCAGCUGGGCUGCAGAUUAUUGCUCCAAAAUAUACAAUGUCUCCCAUACAGAUGCCAUGGAGGAGACCUGUAACUACAGGAAGUGGGCUGUGCACCAGUUCUCUAACUCCACCCUCCUGGAGCUGUGCAUGCAUGCACAUGGGCUGAGAGAGUACAUCUGUCAGAAUGCCUCACUCUAUUAUCAGCAGUUAAAAUUCAAACCCAACUUCUCUGACAUCUGUACUGACUUAGAAGCAGAGCUGGAGGGCAGGAAGUGCUUCCUGCAGAGAUUCUUUGACAUGCUCCCAGCUCCGUAUGACUUUGACACAUCUCAGCUGUGUGUGAAUCCAGCCCCACUGCUGGCAGAAGCCCUCCAUAGGUUGAGUGUGUGCGAAGUUGAGGGUGGAGAGCAUGGAGGCUGGAUAGGAGCAUUGGGGUAUGUGUUGCGAGUGCUGGACUUCAUGGUGGGACUCUCUGCAGGUCUGGAAGAAGGGGAGGGAGAGGCGAGACAAGGGUUGGGCCAGGCCAUCCUUCUCUCCAGCCUCCUCGACAACACCUCAUUCUGGGCCACACUGCAGCCGGAAGCUUCCAUGAGUGUGCUUCAAACUGUGGGCAUGUUCCUUCGCAGAGAGAAGAACCCCUCUCUCAAAGAGGACCUGUUAAGUUGCUUCAGUCCUAUCUUGUGGGAGCUCAUUCAGCGAGAGGAUAACUCCUCUGCCCUCAGAGUUCUGAUGCAGGAGUAUCUCCGGAUGCCAAGAGAGAGCAUUCGCACUCUUGUGAUGUCGGCUGAAAAAGAUGCUGUCAAGAGAUUUCUUUCUCAUAUGCACCAAAGUUGGGAUCAGCUUCAAGUUGAAACCACACAGGCUUCACAAAAAGAGUUACAAGCCAUGGAAACGAUGACGGCUGCCUUCAUUCACAAGUUCCCACGUGUGACCCCUGAGCUUUUUGUGGACCUGUCUCAGUUCAUCCCCUUCAUGUCUGUCUCUGACAUCAUGAGCUUCCCAGCCUCCCUGAUGGUCAAUGACAGUGUGUUGUUGGCCAUUCGUGACCACAGCUCAGAGAUGAAGUCUCCGCAGAAACAGGCCUUUGUAAAGAGACUUCUACAGUCGAGCGUGGUGGGGGAUGUCCCCACAUGGCCACCAUACUUUCUCAGUUCCAUCCUCCCGCUACUCCCUUACCUCCCAGUCAGUCAUUUUCAACAGCUGACAUCGCACCAGCUUCGUCCUCUUGUGGAGUUGUUGGGCAACAGUAGCCUGGAUGGCACCAGGGGGCGUCAUGUGCUGCGCACUGUGUUGAACACAAGGAAGAAUCUCACUAGUGACGACAUACUGAGGUUAGGGACUCUAGUAUGCUACCUGCAUCCAGUGGACCUCCGUCCAUUUCUUCAGGUCUCAUCGCUGUCCUCGGCUCUCUUGCAGCAACUGGGCCAUUGUAUAUCUAAGGGAUUCAUCAGUGCCAGUGGCAGGCUAUCUUCUUGGUUGAUCCCAGCGGUUCAGAAGCUGAAUGCCAGCAGCAUGUCUUCUGCAGACCUGCCUACCCUGGUUGGUCUGUUACCUGAGCUAGGAGCCCCAUUCCUCCAGUCACUCCCCACCCAACAGCUCCUGGAACUCCUCACACAACCUGGACUACAUCCUUACUCCCCAUCUCAAGCUUUUCAGAUAUUAUCCAGGAUUUCAAAAGACACCAAUCUUACCCUGGAAACCCUGUGCAGGUUGAAGCCAUUGCAUGCAGGUCUCUCUCCGUCUGCGCUGAGAGACCUGCAUUUGUCUGAGAUCAGUAGGAGUACUGACUGCCAGUGCUGGAGAGGCCUGCUGACCGAGCUGAGGCCUGGCCACAGAGCAAUGCUUUACAGUGCAUUGCAGAAGGCUCUAGAUCAAGGCUUGAAGAAUAUCACUUUGAAGGUAGAUUGCUUUUUGCCGUUGAUCCCUUUAAAGAAGCUGACAGAAGCUGUGAACGGAGACACAAUACUGAGAGACAUCAGCAUCUAUAGAGACCUGCGCUGGUCUCCACAACAGGCCCAGUUUCUGUUUAAGAAGAUUAAUGAACUUGAAAACAUUACAGGAGCAUCUGUUGGGAAAUUGGGUCACAUUGCUAGUGGAAUGACUUGUGAUUGGUUGAGGCUUUGGACCAAUGACACAGAUUUCUUAGAGUUGCUGCAGUUUGUCAGUGAGCUACACGGGGGUAUGAGAGCUGCUCUGAGGAAAUGUGUGGUAGAAGAAUUAAGCAAGCAGCCAGAAAUAGACCUUGAUGUUCUGAAUGCUUGGUUUACUGCAAGAUUACCUGUAAAGAUGAUAGAAAGGCUCUCUAAUAUAUCUCUCAGGGCUAUCCUGGAUUACAUUCAGGGCCACUUUCCUGAUUUCUUGAAACUUCCACGUUACAGGCAGAUGAAUUUAGCAGAGAAGGCUAUUGCUGUGCUGGGCUCCUCGCAGACUCUUGCUGAGGGGCAGAUAAGAGGUGCCACUCUGGACCUACUGGGUCCCUUUCUCCCGUUCUUGGACCGAGAUAGUUUGGCCGUGGUGGAGAGAGGUGCCCUAGCUCUGCGGCUAGAUGAAAUGAGAGGCUACUGCCUACCUGGAGAGGCUCUGAGAGAUCUCCGUGUCCUGCUUACUGAUCUGCUUGGGGAGCCAUCGAAGUGGGAUGUUGGGGAUGUGGAACAUUUGGGCAGAUUGGUGUUUUCUCUCUCUUCAAAGCAGAUCAAGUCCAUUCCACUGUCGGUGUUGAAUAAAGACACAGUGGAGCAGGUCCUGGUGGCUCAGAAACACUGGGAGGACAGUGACGUGGGCCGAGUCUGCGUGACCCAGUGUAUGGAUCAGCACAGCCUCAGAAAGCAGACCCAGAGCCUUAUUCGAGGGCUCGUCAAUGCACGAAGCAGAAGAGCAAAAGUGCCAGUUCCAAGCUGUGCUGAUAUCAGAGGGACAUUUUCCUCUGCUUGGACAUCCACUCAGCUGAGCCGUAUGUCAGCGGAGGAUCUGAAAAAGUGCAUAGAAGUGGUGGGUGGGGACAGUUCACUGAGCUCUGAGCAACGUCGAUCGCUGUGGUUAAAGCUCAGGCCGGCCUACAGUCCGGUGAGAGCCCUGAAGCCAGAACAGGUGCUGGCUCUGGGUUCUGUGGUGACUGAACUGGGGGAGAGAGAGCUACAGGAUGUCAAUCUUACUAAUCUAGGCGUAUUGGCACAUAUUGGUACACUGAAAGACUGGAGCCAUAAAAAAAUGAGAGCGGCAAUUCUAGGUGUGAUGCGGAGAUGUAAGCUAAAAGUGGAGCAAUUAACAACCUUAGAUCUGGCAACACUUGGCCAUCUGAUCUGUGGCCUGUAUCCAUCAGAGAUCAACAGACUGAACCCCUAUAGCUUGAGUAUGAGUGUCCUGUUCCUGCGGGAGAUGAGCCUACCAUGUACAGAACAGCAGAUGGAGGUGCUGACUAGCCGAUUCUCCAGCCCCGAGGCCUUUGGUCCAGUCAGUGCCUGGGGACCAGAAGUCUUCACUGAGAUUGGGACAUUGGCAGUGGGCCUGGAGGACAUGGCUCUGUCAGCUUUGGUGGAAGAGCAAAUGGAGGGAAUCACCCCUGAGACCAUUGCUCUGUUUCCACCAAAGAAGAUGGCGGUGGUGUUCAGUGCAACUCAGUUGUCUUGGCUGAGUGUGGAACAGGCAUGGGCUGUCACUGAGGAGCAGUGGGCAGAACUGGACCAUGGUCAGAGACACGCACUUGGCCUAGCUCAGUACGAAGGAGAUGUCUUGCAUGAAAUAAGAGGAAGGAACUUGGCUCCAACAUCAGGCACCCUUACUAUAUUCUUAUUGGCUCUAUGCCUUAUGUUAUGGCAACUAUUCUAA